This is a messenger RNA of Dinoponera quadriceps, 1824 nucleotides long. It is a transcript of the gene TSG101, whose product is annotated as tumor susceptibility gene 101 protein. The record is from RefSeq and is a predicted model, not a curated record. Gene Ontology annotation, biological process: protein modification process; endosome to lysosome transport; protein transport. The transcript is spliced from 8 exons. Lineage: Eukaryota; Metazoa; Arthropoda; Insecta; Hymenoptera; Formicidae. Gene Ontology annotation, cellular component: ESCRT I complex. The coding region runs from base 1 to 1257 and encodes 418 amino acids. Gene Ontology annotation, molecular function: ubiquitin binding.
AUGGUAAAGAUGACUCCUCUCGACGAAGGAAGGAUCAGGCAAGGUUUGGCCAGGUAUCAGAAUCCGGACACAACCAAGAAGCACGUAGUGAGCGCUCUGAACGUUUACAAAGGCUUGCAAUACGAGAUCGAGCCUUUUGUUUUCAACGAUGGCUCUCGUAAGGAACUAGUCAACCUGCAGGGGACGAUACCUGUUGCUUUCAAAGGUGCCUAUUAUAACAUUCCGGUGUGCAUAUGGCUGAUGGACACGCAUCCCAAUAACGCGCCUAUGUGUUACGUCAAGCCAACCGCGGACAUGCAUAUCAAAGUCAGCAUGUACGUGGAUCACAACGGCAAGAUCUACUUGCCGUAUCUUCACGAUUGGGUGCCUCAUAAUUCCGACCUGCUCGCUCUGAUUCAAGUGAUGAUCGUUACUUUCGGGGAACAGCCUCCGGUUUACGCAAAGUCGAAAGUGGAAGCGCAACAGUCCAGUUCCACGCCGUAUCCCGUUCAACCGUUUAUGCCGAUGCCCGGCGGCGGGAACGUGUCCGGCUCCGGCUUUCCGCCGUACCCGACGAACUCUCAGUACUCCAGCGGCAAUAACAUUUACCCGCCUUAUCCGUCUACCGCGUCAUCGGGAUUCCCGUAUUCGGGGUCUUACAGUUCUUACGGAGGGAGCACUCCCAAUUACCCGGCGCAAGGUUACACCGGUUCAUAUCCGCCGUACCCGCCAUCUACGCAACCGUCACCGACAGUGCAACCUGGUUCCGGCACGAUCACAGAGGAACAUAUAAGAGCGUCUCUGCUGUCUGCGGUGGAGGACAAGCUUCGGCGCCGCUUGAAGGAGCAGUUUUCCCAGCUGCAGGCCGAACUGGAGACGCUACGGCGAACGCAACAGGAACUGACGAGCGGCUCGUCGCACCUUACCGAUCUGUUCGAGAAGCUUAAGAGAGAGAAGCAAGAACUCGAGAAGAAUGUGAAUAUCCUGCAGGAUAAGGAGGCGGAGUUGGAGAAGGAGAUCGCCAAGUUGUCCAAUAAUCAGUCGAUAGACGUCGACGAAGCUGUCACUACUAUAGCGCCAUUGUAUAAACAGAUGUUAAAUGCUUUCGCCGAGGAAGCCGCCACCGAGGACGCUAUAUAUUACCUCGCCGAAGGACUUCGUUCGGGCAUCAUAGAUUUGGACGCGUUUCUGAAGCAGGUCCGGCAGUUGUCGCGCAGGCAAUUUAUGCUGCGGGCGUUGAUGCAGAGAUGUCGACAGAAGGCUGGCCUGGCCGGCUAAGGGCUGUCCUCGCGUGCAGAAUCGUCUUAGAGUUGCAAUAUCGUUUUAGGAGUUACAAUACCGUUUCAUUACCGAUUAUUAUCGCACCACGCAAUGAGAAUGAGACACAAUUUCGGGAGAUUAUUUUGCCGACAAUAAGCAUACAACAGUGUCCUCGCGGUGUGGCGACGAGGAAAGCCGUGUUUCGCGGGAACGGACGUUCAAUGGAAUACGGAUGAUGCAAACACAUUUAUAAUUAUGUACAAUCAAGUAUACAAGUGUUCAUUCUCCUUGUUUCCGCAGUACUACAUUAUUAUUACUAUGAUGUUACAGUUUCAACUAGAUAUGUAUACCGACACACUGUACUCUGAUAUAUUUACAUUCUGUAUUCAGCGUAUUGAAUGUAAAGGACGAAUGCGAACCCUUGUAUCUUUUUUAAGGUGCAACGCGAUACGUUGCCGUAUACCUCACGAGCUUCAUGCCUUCAUUGUGAUAAGAAAUGAAAUAAAUUUAUGCGGUGAUAUAUAUAUAAAAUACUCACAAAUGCGUUUAUUCAACUAUGGUGUGUAUAAUAAAUCUUGAAAAUGA